AUGGCGUUGAGCAAUGAACAACUUUCUCACAUUUUACAGCGACUUAGUCAAAAUUACCCUACAAUCCCGGUAUCUCACGGUGGUAUUGAAGAUUAUACCUUCUGGUUACCAGUAAGAAACUUGAGCUCUAAUUGGCAAUAUAGUACAGGAAAUUCCAACGGUGAUCAACAUCGACAAGAUAUGUCUGCUAGGGCUCACCAAAAUCAAAGGAGUGUCCCAGAUAACUCAAGAAAGAUCACACAUAACGAAGGGUUUGGUCAUUCUUGUCCAGAAAAAUUCAUUGAAAAAAACCCUACUACAGGUAGUGAACUACACACAAUGCCAAAGCAAAUAGCAAAACAACAAUAUAACAAAGCUCAAGAAGAUAGCACGGAGACUCGCACUAGUAACUUUGAAGAAUUAGAAAAUUCAUUGGAUCACAAUAUCAAGAGCAAUAAUGCAAUCCAAAGCGUAAAUAAUACUCUAGCAGAUUAUCAAGUAAAAAUACCUGAUCAAACGAAUAAUGGUUACAUACAAUCAGAAAUAUUCGAUAUUUCGUACAUGUCCAAUACCGAAAUAAUGGCUAUUAAACAGCUAAUACAGAAUGCGGAAGAUGUAACAUUUUGUAUAUAUUUUAGCAACAAAAAACCACAUUAUCGAAGUCAGGAUAAGGAAUUUAUAACCUCACCGUUCUAUGCUUUGAAGCCACAAGGGUUAAUGAUUUCCAUUUCUGCAUCAAUUAAUGACGCCAUACGUCCACAGCAUUAUCUUAUUCCUUUCGAAUGUCAACAAGAAACUGUGAAAACUUGCAAGGAACUAGUAUACUUUAUGCUUAACGCAAGUACUGUCAAAAUUUGCUAUGACUGGCAAUCUUGCUUAUAUCAUAUGAUUCGUUUUUAUAUGAAAGAAAUACAAACAGCAGUUCUUGAUAUUACGCCUAUCAGAAUAGAUACUGAAUUACUCAGAGAUUAUCAGCCAAUUUUUGAGGCUAAAUUAGAAGCAUUAGAAAAAAAGGCGCAUCAAGUCUACUGUAUAAUAUUCAUUAAGAGACUAAGACAAAGCAUUUUACAGAUAUCAGGCUAUUCCUUUUCGUUACAAAGUCCAAAACAGAUCGAAACGAUCUUAUUCGAAAAACUGAAACUUGAUCAAGUCUUGAAAUUAAAUCUUGUUCUAAAGACCAAGAAAAAGCAAAGUCUAUCGACUUCCGACGAAGUUCUGAAUAAAAUAAAAUCCACCUCCAUUGAUGGAAUUUUAAGGUUAAUGAAAAAGAAUAUGCAGGCAAUACCUAAAGCAAUGAUUGACUUUGGAGGGAUAGAAGAUACUAAAAUUUUCGGUGAAAAUGAAAAUGAAACUUAUAAAGGUAGUUACAGUCCAAGGGAUAUGAUUAUUACCAAAAAGAACUAUAGUUUAGUAAGCGUCGAUUUUCAAGCAAUUGAGCUUCGUCUUCUAGCGCAUUUUUCUAAUGAUUCCAUGUUACUCCAAAUUUUUAAUGAACAUCCUACGAUAAAUAUCUACACUUGGCUGGCCACAUUCUGGUUUAACAAAAAUAUUGAUGACAUCAGUCAAGCAGAAUUCGAUCAAGCUAAGGAAAUAUGCUAUUCAAUAUUGUAUGGUAUAGUAAAAUUUCCAGCUGUGGCAAAAUAUAAACAGAAUUUGAUAAGGCGUUGUCAUGAGCAAGGAUCAGCAGCGGAUCUUUACAAACUGAGAUUGAUUGAAUUAUUUGCCAUCCUUACCGACGAAGCGUUUAAAUCGGUUAGCCGUAUUAAUAUAUUUGCAACUUGCCCUCGUUUAGAAGUUUUAUAUAACGUCAUGGAAUCCCCUAAUAUCGGCAAUGAAAUCAGAUUAACGGUGCCGAUGAAAGUUUCUAUCAAAGUGGGUGAAAGCUGGGGCAAUAUGGCAAUCGUAUAA
Molecule: messenger RNA, 1887 nt
Organism: Trichoplax adhaerens
Lineage: Eukaryota; Metazoa; Placozoa; Uniplacotomia; Trichoplacea; Trichoplacidae
Exons: 21
Coding region: 1-1887 (628 amino acids)
Biological process (GO): double-strand break repair; DNA-templated DNA replication
Molecular function (GO): DNA-directed DNA polymerase activity; DNA binding
Source: RefSeq, a predicted model, not a curated record